CUUGUUUCCUUCUAUAUAACGAGCUUCAUCUCUUUCGUUUCUUCCUACAUUCCCCUCGAACCUCAUAGCUUCUACUCUGUCUCAGAGAGAGUUGGUUUCGGGUUGGAUUUUGAAUUGUCCUUUCACUAUGAGGAAUCCUCCUCUCUUUGGGAGGACACCCUUGUUAUGCUUCUUCUUGAUAUCCUUCGUUUUUGCUGCAACGUCGUGCUAUGCCGUCGAGGUCAUUGGCAUAAGCAAAUGUACCGAUUGCCACGAGAGGAACAUAAAAACUAACCAUGCCUUGUCGGGACUCAAAGUAGCCAUAGAUUGUAAAUCAAGUGAUGAGCAGUUCAAAACAAGAGGAAUUGGAGAGGUGAAUGAAGAAGGAAAGUUCAGUGUGUUGCUGCCUAAUGCCAUUGUGGAAGAUGGAAUGCUGAAGGAAGAAUGCUAUGCGCAGGUUUAUAGUGCAUCAGCCGCCCCUUGCCGCCCUGCCCAUGAUGGCCUCCAGCGCCCCAAGGUGGCUGUGGUGCCCAAAUCAGCUGGGAAGCACACCUUUGGGCUGUCUGGUGAGCUCAUGUUUUCAUCAGCGACCUGUGGAUCGGCUUUCUUUUGGCCCUUCCACAAGCACCCUAAUCACUUUCCUUUGCCACUCCCUCUUGCACCUAAGUUUCACCACCAUUUCUUCCCUCCAUUGCCUCCUAAAGCGUUUCCUCCCGUGCCUAUCUAUGAAAAGCCGACUCCGCCGUCUAUUCCGGUUUAUGUAAACCCUCUUCCUCCACCGGUUCCGGUCUAUGGAAAACCUUUUCCACCGGUUGUUCCUGUUUAUGUCAAGCCUCUUCCUCCACCGGCACCGGUUUAUGAAAAGCCUCUUCCACCACCUGCUCCGGUUUAUGUAAAGCCAUUUCCUCCACCGACACCGGUCUAUGAAAAACCACUUCCACCACCGGUUCCCAUUUACCAUAAACCUAAGCCUCCACCGGUUCCCAUUUACCAUAAACCAAAGCCUCCACCGGUUCCCAUUUACCAUAAACCAAAGCCUCCACCGGUUCCCAUUUACCAUAAACCAAAACCUCCACCGGUUCCCAUUUACCAUAAACCAAAACCUCUUCCACCACCGGUUCCCAUUUACCAUAAACCAAAGCCUCCACCGGUUCCCAUUUACCAUAAACCAAAACCUCUUCCACCACCGGUUCCCAUUUACCAUAAACCAAAACCUCUUCCACCACCGGUUCCCAUUUACCAUAAACCUAAGCCUCCACCGGUUCCCAUUUACCAUAAACCUAAGCCUCCACCGGUUCCCAUUUACCAUAAACCAAACCCUCCACCGGUUCCCAUUUACCAUAAACCAAACCCUCCACCGGUUCCCAUUUACCAUAAACCAAAACCUCUUCCUCCGCCGGUUCCCAUUUACCAUAAACCUAAACCCCCACCAGUGCCGGUAUACAAGAAGCCACAUCCACCACCGGUUCCCAUUUACAAGAAACCUAAACCUCCACCGGUGCCAGUAUACAGAAAGCCACAUCCACCCCCGGUUCCCAUUUACCAUAAACCUAAGCCUCCACCAGUGCCGGUAUACAAGAACCCUCUUCCACCACCGGUUCCCAUUUACCAUAAACCUAAGCCUCCACCAGUGCCGGUAUACAAGAACCCUCUUCCACCACCACCUGUCCCUAUCUACAAAAACCCUCUUCCACCGCCCGUCCCUAUUUAUGAAAAGCCUCUUCCGCCACCGGUUCCUGUCUAUGAAAAAACCCUUCCACCACCUGUUCCUGUCUAUGAAAAACCCCUUCCGCCACCGGUUCCUGUCUAUGAAAAACCCCUUCCGCCACCGGUUCCUGUCUAUGAAAAACCCCUUCCGCCACCGGUUCCUGUCUAUGAAAAACCCCUUCCACCACCGGUUCCAAUAUAUGUGAACCCACUCCCACCGCCCAAUCCAUUUUUGAAGCCAAAACAUCCCUUGUUCAAGCAUCUGCCUCCCAUUCCAGAGAUGCCCCAUCAUCCAUUUUUCAAGAAGCCAUGGCCACCUAUCCCUCACUUCCCUCCGGCUCCCAUGUUCCCACCCUAAAAUCCACCCUCUGCUUCUCAGUCUUGCUUUUCAUAAUAAGCAAUGAACAUGGUAAUGUGCAGUGGAAGUUUAGUAACUUUCAGCUGCUGCUAAUAAAAGCUUCGAUUUCUGGCAUAACAAUCGAAUCGAAUCGAAUCAGAAGGAACAGAUAGAAGCAGGAUUGAACAGUUUUUUUAUUUUGUUUUUAUAUUUGAAGUUAAGAUCUGUGUGGAUUGUUCAUGGCUGUUGUUUCACGAUUGAGAUCGUGAUUCUGUAAAUGCCCAUGAACAAUUUUUCGUUUACAAAAAUUGCACUUUUAUGUUUUUGUUUGUU
This is a messenger RNA of Cucurbita maxima (winter squash), 2356 nucleotides long. RefSeq names its product proline-rich protein 4-like. The record is from RefSeq and is a predicted model, not a curated record. Bases 128 to 2044 code for a protein of 638 amino acids. Lineage: Eukaryota; Viridiplantae; Streptophyta; Magnoliopsida; Cucurbitales; Cucurbitaceae. The transcript has 2 exons.